Messenger RNA from Ostrinia furnacalis (Asian corn borer), 1648 nucleotides. RefSeq lists its product as uncharacterized. The transcript is spliced from 3 exons. Lineage: Eukaryota; Metazoa; Arthropoda; Insecta; Lepidoptera; Crambidae. Bases 203 to 1165 code for a protein of 320 amino acids. The record is from RefSeq and is a predicted model, not a curated record.
AGUCAAACAAAUGUCAAUUGAUGUCAAUUUAUUAUAAUUUGGUGCGUGCGUGCGGCAAAAGUAUUAAAAUUUUAAUUAUAAAAAGUAAUGAAAAGUUGGUAGGUGGGCCGUUAUAUCCCAGAUCUAGCCAUAAACAUUGUAGGAACAGCCACGGUGCGGUGAUUACCGGCACGGAGGUAUCUGACGUUUACGGACUCGGAAGAUGAUGGCGAAAAUCACGACAAGGAACUCCACAGGCGAACCGGAGCGCACACCAGGAGCGUCGGACGGCGGCACGGCGGAAGGCGGCUUCCGGGUGCGCGUGAACCUGGAGCGGUUCUUCAGCGACGAGCGCGCGCGGGUGCUGCUGAGCGUGCGCGGCGCGCGGCGCGUGCGCUGGCUGGCGCGGCGCCUGCGCCGGCUGUUCCCGCUGCCGCGCCGCCUGGCGCUGCUGUCGCGCGGACACCUGCUGCCGCCCGACGAGCCGCUGGCGCUGCUGCAGCACGACGACCCCGUCGAGGUCAUUCUGGAAACUGCUGAAUCAAAUGAAGACACAACUUCAGCCCUCUAUGAAACUAUAAACAAUGGGGAAUUUGAAGCAUCACCAGUUCAACCUGACCACAAAAAAAGAAAAAUACAGGAAGAUCUUAAUUUAGAUAAUCAUUCAGCUGUAACAUGCGGCACGGACUCGUCAGAACCUGUGGCACCGGCCCCGGGGGCCACGAAGGACGCCCAGGCGACGGUCCCGGUGCCCCCCUGGGGGCCCAACGGGCUGUGCGAGCGAACCGCCGCGCCGCUCGUGUCGCGCGUCGUCGCCUGCUCUGAAUCCGAUGAGAGCGUUUCUCAAUCGCAGGAGAAUCGUGAGCCCACCCAGGACAUACCAUCGGAUGGCGAACGAUUGAAAACGUUAAAAGUGCAAGCCCUGGCCAUUCUCGACGAAAUCUCGUCGCGGCCGCGCAAGAGACCACGCGUCCGCCGUCGCCGGAGACGCCCCGCGCCGCCUUCUCCGAUCGUCAACGUCGAGGUUGAUGUCCUCGCAGCGGCCGCCGAGUCGCCGCCUGCAGCGGACGCGGCGGGCGCGGCGGGCGCGGGGGACGCGGCGGGCGAGCUCGUGCUGCGCAACCCCUGCGCCGCGCCGCGCUCGCCGCGCCUGGUGCGCUCGCUGCUCGACGCUGCGUCUGACUGACUUCUCGCGAUCUCAAUCCUCAAGCCAAAGAUAUUUAAAACGGCGCAUACGAGACUGCUUUAUGUUAAGAAAAGACUAUUCAUUCGUUUAGGAUUGGCGAAUGAAACAUUGUGUUGCUCUUGUAAAGGUGAGUAUAGACUGGAGCGUUUCUAUGUAAUGUGACGUUCUUACGAAUGGUACGAUACAAGUUAAAACUCGGUUUCUAUUAACGGAAAUUUUGACAUUUAAUUUUUGAAGUGAAGUGACGCGGUUCCGGAAUCCGAUUUGUUGAUAUUUAUUUGAUUAGCUUUCAACAAUUUUCCAAGUUCUUGCAGUUAAUUUAUUCACUCACAUCGUAAUCAGUGCUGAACCUGCCGUCCUGUUGCUGUCCAAUGUCUCCCGUGUAGUUAAAAAUCUAUAAUCAUGGCAUCAAGUAAAUGCUCUAGUCUAUACUGACCUUAAAGUAGUGAUAUUUUCAACAAAUACGUAUUAUGUUACAGUCAA